Pocillopora meandrina is the source of this 4689-nucleotide messenger RNA. Lineage: Eukaryota; Metazoa; Cnidaria; Anthozoa; Scleractinia; Pocilloporidae. The record is from the annotation of a GenBank genome assembly.
AUGUUAGCUUCUUGCUCUUCAGAAUGCAAAGACUUGAGCGGAGAGAGUUUCUGUGUACACUACAAGAAACUCUGCACAACAAAUGUGAAUGUCAAACAAGCCUGCAGAAAGACCUGCGGACUCUGUAAGUGUUACUUUCAAUUAGUUUCAACCCAAUUUUUUGGACUUGAGAGGUGGAAAGAAAUUUUAGGACGACCUUUCAAAGGCAAGCCAGCCUGUGCGUAUUACACAACGAUUUUCUUAUAGCUUUUCCCCCUAGGUGCGACCCCAAUGGAUUGUGAUGUCGCCAUAGUCGGUGGAGGUCUGGCGGGACUUUACAUGGCGGAAUCACUGCUGAGACACAAGAAGGAAACAAAAGUGUGUGUUUUUGAGAGAGAUGUUCGUCUUGGUGGAAGAAUCUUCGAUUAUGUAUUUCCUCAAGUGCCAGAUGAAGUAGUAGGUAAGUGUGAUGAUAAAGUGAGCCAAUGCACUCGACUCGGGAGAACUGGGGUCGAAUACAUCAAGUCGAGGCUUGUUUGACAUAUCUGAGCGGACUCGCUUUCAAAAUGAGACUAAGUGCAAAACCAGUUUUCUGGUGAAAAAGAGUCUCCUUCUUAUUUAGCUUUGCUCAUGGCUUCGCUUGAAGGUUUCACGCGUUACCAUUUUUCUUUUCUUCCGAUGAGUUUCUCACAGAAAUACUGUCAGUAAAGCGUAUAAUUCUUGUACUUGACCAAAUUUUCCGCCGGAGCUUGUGUUCUCAUCCAAAAAUAUCGUCCAAUGAGAAGUGAGCCGAAUUCGGUGAAUGUGCUCUUACAUUAAUAAGGCGCCAUUGUCAAUUAAAAAUUAAUCUGUAUUGUUCAGUCUAUGAAAGGUUUAGAGCGGACUUGUCCUUCAACUGAUUAGCUAGUGUAGGUUGAUAUGGAGGUAAAUACGAUUCAGAGACUAAGCACAACCUUGUUCAAUAUAUGGAGUUGUGUGCACAUUUGACUGCAAACUUUUCAGCUGAUAAAUCAAACCAAAAAGCCUCUCUUUCCUGUGUCAAAAAAUAGGUAGAAGAUGCCAGGGGAAAAGAAAUCUUGCAUCGCAAUUGAAAGUAUAUCGUAGAACGUUGAUUUUAUUCAUUAUGUCAAGCAUAGGACGAAAAAAACAUAGUCCCCUUAGAGGAAUCGAUUACCGAAUUUGCUUCCCGUAGAUCCAGCACGUUAUCGGUUGAAGUCGUGAAGGCGCGUGUGCUGUUUUGAGAAUAGUUACAUUACAUAUAUGCUAUGAUGCUUCAACAUUUUGGCUUUAUCUUCAGGUCUCGGAGCAUGGAGAAUCGAUAUGGCUCACUACAACAUGAGGUAGGCGUGAAUUAGUUUCAGGAGUAUCUUUUCUUGUUUUGGUACAAGUUGCUGGCGGCGCAAUAAAACGAUUCACCCUAUAAAUUACGGUGUUAUACAAGGAUUUUCCGAGGCGCUUUAUACGGAUUUUUUUCGCGGAUUGCGGAUCCUGCUUUUUUCAUUCAAUAUAAAGUCGACUUUUCAUUUUUUGGACUAUUAAGGGGCUAUUGUGUCUAUACAAUAUACAAAACAAUGCAUGGUCACUUGAAGAUAUGAAAUUUAUCUUUUCAUGUUCAACUCGAUAUCUUACCCUUUCGCUCCGCUCACCCGUGAACUAUCGAGUUGAACACUCGAAGAGAAAUUCCAUAUCUACGCGCGCCCAUGUAUUGUUCUUUCUAUAAAGGUUAGACUCCGGUUCAGACCCCUCGCCGGGUCAAUGUGUUGUAUUCUUGGGUAAAGUACUUUACCCUAACUGUGCCUCUUUUUACCCAAGAGUAUGAACGGGUAAUGGCGAUAUGUCGGGCCAGGAGGCCUGAUGGAAUGUCGGGGGAGAGGGGGGAGUACUUAUACUGCUCCAGGGGGGAGUAUUUAUACUGCUAGUCGCCUCAUUCUAUUGUUAUGAGCAAUUGUUGUAAAUAUAAGUUUUUAGAAAUCUCCAGACUGCUGAGUCAUGCUGACUUGCAUACCAAAGCACUUUCCAAAACAUUUCAUCAAGUCACGCAAUUGUUAAGUAAUACUACUAAAAUAGUUUUUAUGUGAACCUCUAGAAUGCUCCAGAACACUUUGUAAAUAUAUAUAAAGACUCACUUACGUAAAAGUAGUAGGAGUUGUUGUUGUCGGAGCGACGACUGUUUUGAAAGCUAUACCGAGAGAGAGUUACUGCGGAAGAUUGCUCAUUCCAAGGCCGGUAACUUUGGAGACACCAGUGAGAUUGUGCCAGUGGUGAACUGGGAUAUAGACUGUGGUGGGCUUAAUGAAGGUUAUGAACGAUAAGUAUUGUGCUGCUUUUGGGAAUUGCUCCUUGUUAAGAAAAUUAUUUUCUGUUUGAUAAAGUAGUUGAGUUUUUGGAAUUGUAGUAUUUCCCGUGGGUUAGAUUAUGCCAUAACACUAUGGAAACUGGAAUAAGCUCCGGCUGGUUGACUACUUAGCUCGCGGACAGUCUUAAAUUUUUUUUCUCUUUCUUGGGUUCAACUUGCUAGUAGUGCAAUUGAGACGAUUUGAAUUUCAAUUGUGCACAAAAUUUUUUGUUUCAUAGGAAUAUCCUCAGCAGACUAAACAUUCCUCACAAAGACUGGAACUUUUACUCAAAUCCUCGAACAGAAACUAGAGGUUUCUUCGCACGGGACGAGCAUGAAAUCAAAAGAAAAUCAUUCCCGUCUCUGACUCAAGGAAAAUUCAAAGACAUGACUUGUUCGCAAAUGUUGGACUAUCUACUCAGAAAAGAACAUGUCGAUAAAAUCCACAAUUUCGCAACGUUCGAAACAUUCCAGAAGCACUAUUUAACACCUGAAGGUUCCAGGUUUUAUUUCGACGUUUUUGGGUAUGAUGGAGACCUUAACGGUAGUCCAGAAGGCGUGGUAGAAUUCUACGAACAACUAGCUGCACUUACAGGAAAAGAGAUUCGUCCUUUAAGAGGGAUGUCGGCAUUCAUCGAGGCUUUGGCCAAAUCGGCAAGAGGUCUGGGCACAAAAAUUUUCACGGGUGAUAACCACAAGAUUCUAUCAAUAGGCAAACAAACAAACCAGUUCGUCCUUAAAACUUCACAAUACGAAGUAAGCGUCGGGAAAUUAGUUGUGGCUGCUCCUCCGGGUGCGUUUGGAAGUGUCAGCGGCAGCGUAGCGGAACAGAUUCAGCGCGCACCAGAAUUUCAGUCCAUCCUACCCCGCCCAGCAUUUAAGGGGGCUGCAGUGUACCCCACAGCGUGGUGGGAAGAAAUCACGAAUGUGAAGGACAAGUUGUAUCCUAUGGAGAGAUUUUUAUCCAACAGUGAUUGUCUUGGAUGGACGUUACCACAUAGGUGGGGCUUGUUGACAAGAUAUACCUGUAUAUUCUCAUCAAUAUAUAUCAAAGCACCGUAUCGGCUUAGAAUAAUUUCGUUUCUAAAGCGAUACAACAUUAUCACUUUUUUCCUCUUUUCCAAAGGUCUGGGGUUCGAUUCCUCAUGGGUUCCAGCCUUGUGACAAGGCGAAAAAGCUAUCUUUUUUCUAUUAAUUUUAAUACCGAGUUUAAAAAUUCCUAUCUUUUCAAUAAUUGUCUCGUUUAUUACCAGCGGGAGCGGUCGAAAUGGCGAGGCAGUUCUUCACGUAGCUUACAAGGACGGUGUUUGUGGCGAAAAAUGGGGCGAGAUCCUCAAAUUACCAAAAGACGUCAUGGACCGAGAAAUUCACCGCGCCUUGGAAUACAAGUUUAACAGAAAAAUCCCCAAACCUCUGAGCACAGUGUAUCAGUAUUGGAACGAAGGUGCAUGGUAAGAGAAUUUUCUCUGAAGGCCAGCUAUUGUAAUCAUUACUGAAAAGCGUAGUACUUUAAAUUAACAAUUACUUAGCAAUCCUGUCGUGCAUUUGAAAAGUGUGUGAGGAAAGUGAUACGGGAUUUUCUUUGCCUUUUGAAAUGUAAACAAUUAUGAACCGAUGACCUGGGGAAUCGCCAACAUUUCUACCGAGGACCGAAUUGGCCCCAAGAGUUUUUCUUCGUUUGAAGUCUUCUAUCUUCUCCCUCAUGUCAUUUCGUCAGACUACCUAUCUUUUCUUUUGAUUGAGUGUCGUGAAAACAGACAAAAGUUAUUUCAAUGACCAAUCAGAGCCAAGGAAAAGAAUGAAACGAGCCGAUGAAACUCAAUGUUGUAAUGAGUGAAUUUCCUGAGGCAGGAAAAGGUUAUUAAUCAGGUCGCCAUUGGUUGUGAAUGUGUGACGUAAGUUUUUUUCCGACCAAUCAUAAGGUGAAGUCAACCAAAACUAAUGUAAAUGUGGAUUAUUCUUGACACUCAUAAAAGAACUCUGAAAUCUUACACUGGGUUAAAAAGGAAAAUUUCUACUUCGACUCCAGUUCUGUCAUAAAAACAAGUCUCCCAGACCAUCCCGAAUACGCUUUCUUUCUUUCAAGGUACUUACAGAAACCUGGAAGCCACGUUUCCAUGAAGCAAGUCACCCAAUGGGCAAAGAGACCUAUUGCAGGAGAGGAGAUCUACGUUAUUGGUAGCGCGUAUCAUCCCUAUCGGGGGUACUCUGAGGGUGCUAUCAUGUCGGCCAACAAUGCCCUGAACGAUGGUUGGAAAAUACCUAUACCCAGUCCUCCGCAACAGCAGUACGCGCCAAAAGGUUUCGCGGAUGUAAAUUGGAAGAAUAUAAGAUAAAAUACGUGUUUAGCAAAGAAGCUAUUCCUUAGACUUGUG